Molecule: messenger RNA, 1338 nt
Organism: Rotaria socialis
Lineage: Eukaryota; Metazoa; Rotifera; Eurotatoria; Philodinida; Philodinidae
Source: the annotation of a GenBank genome assembly
AUGCUUCGAUUCUCUAGCAAUUCACGAGCCCUCUAUGGUCUAUGUAGAUCACUUAGCAAUCAAAUUGGUAAACGAUGCCAAUCUUCAGCAACAACAACAGGAGCAUCGAAUGUUGCUUUCGAAGGGAACGCAUCAAAAAUGUCGUUUAUGAGUGGACAUAUAAAAGGUGCGAUUACUAAUAAAUUAGAAUUCAUUCGUCCAGAAAAUGCAACACCUAUUCCAAUUUAUCAAGUUCUUGACUCUGAUGGAGUUAUUAAAGAUCAAAAUCAUGCACCGGAUUUCACUGAUGAACAUCUGGUUAAAAUGUAUAAAGAUAUGACUCUACUGAAUGUUUUGGAUCGGAUUUUAUAUGAAUCACAACGGCAAGGCCGUAUUUCAUUUUAUAUGACUAAUUUUGGUGAAGAAGCAACACAUAUUGGUAGUGCUGCUGCUCUUAAUCCAAAAGAUCUUGUUUAUGGACAAUAUCGAGAAGCUGGUGUUCUUAUGUAUCGUGGUUUUAAACUAAACGAAUUUAUUGAUCAAUGUUUUGGUAAUGCUCGUGCAUCUUGCAAAGGUAUUCAAAUGCCAGUACAUUAUGGUUCAACUGAUUUAAGUUUUGUUACUAUAUCAUCGACAUUGGCAACACAAAUGCCACAGGCUGUCGGUAGUGCUUAUGCAUACAAAAGAGCUCAAAAUGGUUUAUGUGUUGUUUGUUAUUUUGGAGAAGGUGCUGCAAGUGAAGGCGAUGCUCAUGCUGCUUUAAACUUUUCAGCAACUCUCGAAGUUCCUGUACUCUUUUUCUGCCGUAAUAAUGGUUAUGCUAUAUCAACAACAACAGUUGAUCAAUAUCGAGGUGAUGGCAUUGCUAGUCGAGGACCAGGCUAUGGUAUGGCAACAAUACGUGUUGAUGGAAACGAUCUAUUUGCUGUUUAUAAUGCAACAAAAGCGGCUCGUGAAUUAGCACUCAAUGAAAUGCGACCAGUAUUAAUUGAAGCAAUGACACUAAGAGUCGGCCAUCAUUCAACGUCAGAUGAUAGUUCAGCUUAUCGAUCGGUUGAUGAAGUACGUUCACGUGAUAAAAAAGAUAAUCCAACAUUACGUCUUCGUAAAUUUAUGUCCCAACGUGGCUGUUGGAAUGAAGAAAAAGACGAACAGUGGAUGAAAGAUUCGCAAAAAAUGGUAAUGGAAGCAUUUGCCAAUUGUGAAAAAGUUAAACGAGCUCCUAUAACAACAAUGUUUGAAAAUAUUUUUGAUAAAAUGGAACCACAUUUACAACGACAAAUGAAAGAGAUGAAUGAACACGUGCGUCAAAAUCAUGAUCAUUUUCCAUUAUCAUUAUACGAACAAUCAUCGACAUAA